AUGAACACAAGCGCAAGAACUUUCUUCUCCUACCCUUCGUUCCCCUCCUCGCCGACAGCCGGUGGGGCCAUUGGCCUUAUGAAUGACGAGGAGGCGACCGGGGGCCGCUCUUCUAGAGGCCUCGCCAGAAUCUGACGUGGCAAGAAUGCUUGGCUCCCAAAGUGGUGGAUUCUUAGAAGAAUUUCUUAUAAUUUCAGGAUUAAUAGCGGUGCAAGUAACUAGUGCCAUUUAUAUGGUGAUGUUAACUCCAAUUCUUGCAAGCGGAGUCAGGCCUCUAUUUCUCAUUAUUUUUGCUUGUAUGGCCACUUGCAUCUUUGUGUUGCCAUUUGCGAUUGCAAUUGAAAGGAAGAAAUGGCCAUCAAAAUUGAGUAUCAAAUUGGUGGCUCAAAUUCUGUUGAUAGCGCUAUCAGGGUAAGUGAAUUCAUUC
This is a messenger RNA of Asparagus officinalis (garden asparagus), 427 nucleotides long. RefSeq names its product WAT1-related protein At5g47470-like. Bases 83 to 415 code for a protein of 110 amino acids. Lineage: Eukaryota; Viridiplantae; Streptophyta; Magnoliopsida; Asparagales; Asparagaceae. The record is from RefSeq and is a predicted model, not a curated record. The transcript has 2 exons.